Fusarium verticillioides 7600 is the source of this 339-nucleotide messenger RNA. RefSeq lists its product as hypothetical. The transcript is spliced from 3 exons. The record is from RefSeq and is a predicted model, not a curated record. The coding region runs from base 1 to 339 and encodes 112 amino acids. NCBI's taxonomy places the organism in Eukaryota, Fungi, Ascomycota, Sordariomycetes, Hypocreales, Nectriaceae.
AUGCCUCACCUACGACCUUUGCAUUCUGCUCCAUACGUGGGUCAAACCGUCGAUGCUAUAAGGAAGGCCGACAAUAACAAGGUAUUCGAGCAGGGAAACCGAAUUGGAGAUGGCGGCAAGGGUAUUCUGGCCAGGGAGAAGCAAAAGCCUGACAGUCCCCCGUACACCGCUGUAUUAGGAAGAUUGGAAGCUCGCAUGCGUGUUGAUUCAGAAGCCAAUAAGUAUACGGCUAGCGGAAAGUCUUCAGCUCUCGGUUCAGAACAGACUCUAUUCGCUUGUUCGUCCAGGGCCGCUAUGGCGGCAGUGGAGUGCUUCAUCGCUGACCGACAUGACGCUUAG